Labrus mixtus (cuckoo wrasse) is the source of this 2130-nucleotide messenger RNA. Its product is annotated as free fatty acid receptor 2-like. Gene Ontology annotation, molecular function: G protein-coupled receptor activity. The record is from RefSeq and is a predicted model, not a curated record. The transcript has 2 exons. NCBI's taxonomy places the organism in Eukaryota, Metazoa, Chordata, Actinopteri, Labriformes, Labridae. The coding region runs from base 685 to 1587 and encodes 300 amino acids. Gene Ontology annotation, biological process: G protein-coupled receptor signaling pathway; cellular response to fatty acid. Gene Ontology annotation, cellular component: plasma membrane.
AACAAGUUACAAGUCAGAAGCUAUCGUGAACACAUCUUUAUCAUCUUGGGUUAUCAAAACAAGUUGAAUUACUUUAGAGUACAGGACUCAAUGUUUAUCUCCAGUUGCAGUGUAGUAGAAAACUAAGUAAAUCAGUUGAACAAGAGAAAACAGUAUUAAAGUUUUUCCCAGGGACCAGAAAAUAGAUCUUCUGUGGAUUUAAGAUUAAUAUACUGUAUGUUGCUGUACUGCCACCUGAAAAUCACUGCAACAACACAGAAUAAGUGCUACAUAGAAUAUCCAUGUGGAAAAAACAUUAAUCUGAACUGAAGACAAUCUUAUUGUGUAGGCGUAACUUUGAAGAGAAUGCAUGCCUGAUCCAAACCUGAUUAUCAUGUUUAGAGUGCCUUCCAGCAGAGAUCUAGUGGGAGGUGGUCCUUUGUUAAACUAAUAGAAAAGUCAACAUGAGCUUCAUUUGCAUUUCAUUAAAUAAAACCAAAUGAUGUUUUGGCUGGUCACUGAAGAACAGAUAGAGCAGUGUGUUUCACAGGGCUUAAAUAUUACUCACUGUCUCCGGUUUAUUACAUUUUAUGUCAGGUCAUCUUUGAACUCACAAGUUAGAAACCGGUUAGAAAGGCACGGCAAGGACAACAACAGGCAGCUUUAGUUUCUUUCUAAAGCGUAUUUUGAACAUCCAAAUCCAGAAUGGAGCCAGUGGUGGACAGCAAGGUCAUUCUCUCAGUUUACAUCAUUUCUUUCCUGAUCGGCCUCCCAGCAAACCUCCUGGCUCUCUAUGCCUUCAGGGUGAAGAUCCGCUCCAAGCCUAUUCCCACAGACAUCCUGCUCAUCAACCUGACCGUCUCUGACCUGCUCUUUUUGAUCAUCCUUCCUCUCAAGAUGCACGAGGCAGCUUCAGACAUGACAUGGACUUUGCCUUUAUUCAUGUGCUCCAUCACCUCCUUCGCCUUCUUCGCCACUAUCUACACCAGUUCUCUGCUGCUGAUGGCUGUCAGUGUGGUUCGUUACAUUGCAGUAGCUUUCCCUAUCGCCUACCAUAAGUUGCACAAACCUGUGUACGGGAUAGUUACCAGUGCUGUUAUUUGGCUCAUAUCAGGGAUGCACUGCAGCAUUGUUGUCAUUAUCGAGCACCACCCAGCCCUGUCCAAUGGAAACUCAACCACGUGCUAUGAGAACUUCACAGAGAAGCAGUUGGAGGUCCUCCUUCCUGUGCGUUUGGAGUUUUUCAUUGUGCUCUUCCUUAUACCUCUUCUCAUUUGUGUUUACUGCUACCUGAGCUGCAUCUUCCUCCUGUACAGUCGUCCGCGGAUAUCCCAGAAGCAGAAGCAGAAGGCCAUCGGCAUGGCCCUGGGUACCCUAGCUGUGUUUCUCAUUUGUGUGAUGCCAUACAACAUCUCCCAUUUACUGGGUUUCUUCCAGGGUAAGAGCCCAAAAUGGAGGUACUACACCUUGCUGCUUAGCACCUUCAACACCUGCAUUGACCCCAUCAUCUUCUACUUUUCAUCCUCCGCUUUCCACUGCACAAGUGAAAAGUCAAUUUUCAGGAAGAGUGUUCCAAAGCUACAGAGACAGACCACAAGCUCUAGCUGAGUCUUGCAUACAAUUUCAAAGCAACAUGUGUACACACAUUAGAUUCAAUGCUAUUAGUGUACUGAAUAUUAUAAAUAUAUUACUGUGUAAUGCCGUGAAUAUUGCUUUUACACCUCUGUUCAUUAAUAAAACUAUUUCUGACAUACUUCCCAGUCCAAGAAUGUACAAAAUACUCUGAUGACAAAACCACAACACAUGUUCUAUGCAUAUGCAUGUUUCAAAAUUUUAUUAUUUUACAGCAAAUUAUCUUAUUUUUGAAGGGGGAUUGAUAUUCUUGAUAACCUUUGCAUCCUUUUCAAAUUCUUUCCUCUUGAAUUUAACGAGGGCCUGCCACUCUUCUGCACUCAUGCAUUCUGUAGGCACACAUGUAGAAUAUUCCUGUAAAACAGAAAUGCAUUAAAACCCGUUAACAGGACUUCAAAACUAUUGCUUUCAUAAUGACAAGAUAUACUUCUAUGUAUAAGAGUGUUAAGCUGAUAAGACUGUAUCAACUUGUAAAUAGCUGCCACUUAUAUAUUGAAAAUAAAAGUAUAUAUGACUGAA